Desarmillaria tabescens is the source of this 721-nucleotide messenger RNA. RefSeq lists its product as uncharacterized. The transcript is spliced from 4 exons. The record is from RefSeq and is a predicted model, not a curated record. Lineage: Eukaryota; Fungi; Basidiomycota; Agaricomycetes; Agaricales; Physalacriaceae. Bases 28 to 432 code for a protein of 134 amino acids. Gene Ontology annotation, cellular component: membrane.
CUUUCUUCUGCUUCCAAGCCCUGUCGCAUGUCACAAUCAGAACCACUAUUGCCAAGGCGCAAUAUGAGAACUUUUCCUGGUCCCGGACUGUUGUGGAGGACUGGUGCUAUCUUCGUUACGGCGGGCGUCAUUGCUGGCGCUUUCGGGGCGCAUAGCUUGCGGGGUAGACCCGGUAUGACUCCCGACAAGAUUGCUGCUUUCAAGACUGCGUCCGAAUAUGCUGUUUUCAACGGCCUCGCAUUGCUACUGGUGUCUAUGCAUCCUCGAUUUGCAUUCCAUCCCUUUGCUGGACCUGCAAUCGCUGCAGGAGGGCUUUUGUUUUCAGGAUCAAUAUUCGCACUGACCCUGAACAGCAAAUUGAAGCCUUUGGGUCCCGUAACGCCACUAGGCGGAGUUUGCCUCAUUGCAGGAUAUCUCUCUCUUGCCAUUUGAUAAAUCUCAUAAACUGGUCCGUGUUGACUGCGUAGCAUAUUCAUACAGCUUUAUUUUUUGGUUGGCUCGACAGUCCGUGUAAGUCAAGCAUCGUGCAAAGAUCACGGGAAUGCACCUGGAGAAAUUGCGUGUGUUGACCUCUACUUAGUGACUCAGACUUGUGCAUUUUCAUUGAUCAUGACACAAUACUUUUAUGAAAGCCAAAGAAAGCAAAGUAGGCACAGCAAAUCAAGACAAAGUAUUAAAGUGUACUACCCAGACUUUCAGAAAGUCGUUUCGUCAUACUUAU